Molecule: messenger RNA, 2074 nt
Organism: Cucurbitaria berberidis CBS 394.84
Lineage: Eukaryota; Fungi; Ascomycota; Dothideomycetes; Pleosporales; Cucurbitariaceae
Exons: 4
Coding region: 302-1963 (553 amino acids)
Source: RefSeq, a predicted model, not a curated record
CCUUGACCGCGGCACAAGUUUGUAACGCUAUCUUCUAGUUUCACCUUCCUUGGGGCUUAGAGAGAGAGAGAGAGCUCCUCCUGUGACGCUAUUCGCUCAGGUCCCUUCAAGGUUGCUGAGCCACACAGCGGAGCCCCAUCAGGUCCACCCCAGUCUUCAGCCUCGCGGACAUACAUAUAUCUCCUGGGCAGCAAUGGGCAGUAGGCAUCCAACCUGAUAAUUCCAAUUCAAUUCCUCCAUACAUUGUGGGGUGCAAUUUACUUCAGCUCCACGCACCUUGGCCGAUAGACGCGACUAAGACAUGGGCAGAGCACGAAAGCGCGAUUCUAGCGUCCCUAUGCUCCUUAUUAUACUUCUUAUGAUACUUAGGUUCGUACUCUUCGCACCAAGUGGAUAUUACCGGGCAAUCGCAAAAAACCAUGACAGAGUCAUCCAGCGUCAUAUCGAGCUUCACAAUGGUACCUACAGCAUGGCCAUCACCACUGGAGAGAAAAUAGCAGGCAAAUGGGCCUCCAUCGCUUUCUUCUGGAACAUCGCCCUAUGGGUACCUAGCUUGGUGUUCUUCCCACCCCUAAAUGCCCCGUUUAUGGUAAUGGACUCGGUAAUUACUGGUUACCUGAGUAGAGCGACGAGCUAUCAGACCAGCUACAGUCCGCAUAACAAGCGCCUCUGCAAUCCGGAUCAUAAUCCCAAUUUCCACGACUUGCUGCGACCGGCCGGAGUAAAUGAGAGUUUCUUCGAAGCUGCAUCAAGGCUCAAUUCGACUGUCACGACGCCGAAGCAGAUGUGUGAGAGUUUUGUGCAGGAGUGGCAGUAUGGUAUUACUCUAUCCUUCUUCUUCGCACUCAUCUCCCUCCUCAAUAUUACUGCAUUCCUCUGCGCCAUAAAGCAAGCCACGAUUGAGGGAAAAACUUUCUAUCAGAAGUUUCUCACACUCUAUUCACCUAUCUACAGGGUCCUCAGGUACGUACCUACAGCGCUAUUGAUGCUAGUGACCGGCAUCUUGUACGGCCUGCCCGAGUGUAUUCUUAGAUGCUUGCCUGCAUGCAUCAGAAGACCGAUGCGACAUGGCCGGCGUUAUGCCUUAAAAGCCGGACUAGGCGUUGGACAAAAGAUGGAAAUGCAAAUGACUGAGCUCAAGACGGAGUUCAUGCAUGCAAGAGGCCCAGAAAUAAACAAGGCCAGGUACACAGGAGGUGGCGGGAAGCAGAGCCCACUGUCCGAGUUUCUGAGCAUCUACGACUUGUUGAUGCUCGUCGCCGAGCAACUACACUAUCUCGACGUCGUCAAUCUGAGCCGAGUAUCCAAAAGCGUGCGCGAAUCCGUCCUCCCAGCGCACGACUUUGACCGCCGCAUGCACGUCUUCAGAACGUACACCUGCGAGCCCUCAGAAAAGUCGACCUGCUGGACUUGCAGCAACCAAAUAUGCUCGUCAGAGGAUUGCGCACAGCCACAACUCAUCCCCCAAACCACAUUACUACACCACCUCGACUGUUGCAAACCCUACUGUACAUCUUGCUACAAAGCCCAUCUUCUCAGAAGUCCCAAGAGCAGCCGCGGUGAACCUUAUUGCCGCUGCGCACCCGUGCCUGCCAACCCGAAUCUGUACCUGCGCCUCUUGAACGGUACUACAUACUAUGUGAACCAGCAGACCAAGUUACCCCGGGUUAUGCGACCCGUUUGCAGAGAGUGUAACCUCCACGGCGAUGUCAAGUUGCUGAAAAUCGGAGAAAAAAGAGCCAAACUACAACUCAAGCAGGGCUUGCAAGAGACGGGGAAGGAGUGGACGAUGUGUGCGCGGGUAGGGUGCGGGGGGAGCCUAGGCAUAGGGCCGAGGUGGUGGAUUUGCAGUAAAAGCUGGUGUGGGAAGGAGUGCAAGAGUUUGUUGCAUGGGGCGUGGGGACGGACAAGAGAAGAGGGAGGAAAGGAUGGUGCGGUUGUUGUGGGUGAGCAGGCUGUUUGACGCCUCGUCUCAUCGGAGAUAUGUACAAAGGUAUAGACCAUCCGCGUGACAAAGUAAACCCGCCACACCAUAACUCCUAUCCCCAUCGGCCAUUCAAAUUCCACAAGCCUC